This is a messenger RNA of Daldinia childiae, 1077 nucleotides long. Its product is annotated as Cell differentiation protein rcd1. NCBI's taxonomy places the organism in Eukaryota, Fungi, Ascomycota, Sordariomycetes, Xylariales, Hypoxylaceae. Gene Ontology annotation, cellular component: P-body; CCR4-NOT complex; CCR4-NOT core complex. Gene Ontology annotation, biological process: negative regulation of translation; mRNA catabolic process. The record is from RefSeq and is a predicted model, not a curated record. The coding region runs from base 1 to 1077 and encodes 358 amino acids. The transcript has 3 exons.
AUGUUGCCAAACCCGAACCUCUACAAUCACCACCAAUACAACCCACAUGCCGACCAGUCAUGGAUGCACCAACAGCAAAGCCACCAGCACCAGGCCCAACAGGCUGCUGCCGCCGCAGCCGCAGCUCAGCAGCAGCAUUAUAAUCGAUUAGCAGGUGCCCAUAAUAAUGUAUCUACGAACAUCGGCGCAUCAGUUGGUGGUCAUGUUCAGGAUAACGGCUUAGAAAACGUGUCAGAGGAUAAUCGUCGCACGUUGACCUUCGUUGCCGACCUACUUAAUGAGACUACGCGCGAGGCAGCUCUCCUUGAACUGAGCAAGAAGCGAGAACAAGUGCCUGAGCUCGCCCUCAUCCUGUGGCAUUCAUUUGGUGUGAUGACUUCUCUUAUGCAAGAGAUUAUCUCGGUUUACAACCUCCUUAACCCUUCGCAGUUGACCGCUGCUGCUUCUAACCGAGUCUGCAAUGCGCUUGCACUCCUGCAAUGCGUGGCAUCGCAUAAUGAUACUAGAACCUUGUUCUUGAAUGCCCAUAUCCCUCUUUUCUUAUACCCUUUCCUGAAUACUACAUCCAAGUCUCGUCCGUUUGAGUAUCUCCGUCUGACGUCGCUGGGUGUGAUCGGAGCCUUAGUUAAAAAUGACUCUAGUGAGGUGAUCAACUUUCUACUCACGACCGAAAUUAUCCCCCUUUGCCUCAGAAUCAUGGAGACUGGGUCUGAACUUAGUAAGACAGUUGCCAUUUUCAUCGUACAGAAGAUCCUACUGGAUGAUAAUGGUCUUAACUAUAUCUGCGCCACGUAUGAACGCUUCUAUGCCGUCGGAACAGUGUUAAGCAAUAUGGUUGCUCAGCUUGUCGAGCAGCAGACUGCUCGCCUCCUUAAGCACGUUGUGCGCUGCUUCCUCCGCCUGAGCGAUAACGCCCGCGCUCGCGAGGCUCUCCGCCAGUGCCUCCCGGAACCGCUUCGCGAUGCCACCUUUAGCUCGGUCCUCCGUGACGAUGCGGCGACCAAACGUUGUCUCGCCCAGCUAUUGAUUAACCUCUCUGAUAAUGUCGUGGAGUCCAAUAGCAGCCAUGGGCUAUAA